AUGUCAUUAUUAACAGGCGAGUACGGAGCUUCUGGACUAUAUUUAGGUAUUUCACCGGAUAUAAUUGCUGGUCUUGGAAGUAGUUUAACAACUGCACUGACAAACUAUGCUGAGAAUUACAAUAUUCCCGAUCAAUCUGGAAGCUCAGGAGGUACCUCCUAUAGAUUCUCAUCGUUCCAGAUCUCCUUGAACUUGGAUGAGUUCUUCCUCAACCAGAGCAACCAGGUUUUCAGCGCUGGUUGGGCCAAUACUCAAUUUAAGAUUCAGUGGAACUAUCAUAUCUGUGUAAACACUAUUUUCAAUCCAUGCGAAAAUGGUUACAUCCAGGUUUACACUACCAAUAUCACACCGACCGACACCGUCACACUCACCACCGAGUUGACAUUCGACUAUUCCACUUCGACACCGGUCGCCACUGCACAAUCGACCGAACUCACAUUCAGUGAUGGUCUCGUCCAGAUCUUUGUACAAUGUACCAACGCAAUCUGUAUUGUCCCGGUCGACGACAUUGCCAACAUGGUAGCCAACGACUUUGUUCCAACAUUGACCACCGGAAUCACCAACGAACUCAACACAAUGUUGCCAACAUUCACCAAUCGUAUCCACCCAAUCCUCACAAUGCCAACCACACUCAAUGGAUACACAUUGCAAAUGGAUCUAACCGGUUCGCUGGUUCAAGCAUUCACCGGAAGCGGUCUCACACCACUGCAAACCGCCCAGCUUCUUGGUGAACUCACUGCCACCAAGGAUGGCAACACAAUCACCCCACCAUUCCAACCGGCUUUCGUACCGGAAGCAUCGACCCUCGAGAAUCUUCAAGGUCCAUUGGAAUUCACAAUCACUCCAUACCUAAUCCAAAGUCUAAUGUACACCGGAUUGAACACAAUGCUACCAAUCACCAUCAAUCCCUCAGAGGUACCAGCGGCAUCACCAGUGCAAUUGAACACCUCCGAUUCGUUCUUCUCCGGCGUUGCACCAGGACUUUCAAGCUAUCCAAACUUGGGACUUCAAUUGGAUGUAUCGAUUCCACAACAGAUCCCACAGGUAUCGUUCAACUCCACUGGAAUCUUUGCCAGUUUCGACAUUGGUUUCGGAUUUACCAUCCUAUCGAACCCACCAAUGUUUGCAUUCGCCGUAGACAUUGCAACACAAAUGGAGAUCUACACCGAUGUCAAUGCCAUCUCGAUUUCCACCAUCGAAUUCAGCUCUAAACUCUUAAACUUGAUUCCAAACGCCACAAUCACCUCGAGCGCCGUCGGAGAUGUCGACCCAACUGGAUUCGACCAAUUGGUUCAAAUGCUCCAAUCGGCCAUUGCCAUCCCGACAUUCAACGCAACAAUGCCACCCGAACUCACCAUCUCCAAUAAUGAUAAUUAA
This is a messenger RNA of Heterostelium album PN500, 1377 nucleotides long. RefSeq lists its product as uncharacterized. Gene Ontology annotation, molecular function: lipid binding. The record is from RefSeq and is a predicted model, not a curated record. The transcript has 4 exons. Lineage: Eukaryota; Evosea; Eumycetozoa; Acytosteliales; Acytosteliaceae. The coding region runs from base 1 to 1377 and encodes 458 amino acids.